AUGAAUGAGUAUUUGUUCAAUAAAGAUUUAUGGAAAACCCCAUACUACUUUUUCGAUGAACAUGAAUGCUAUGAGUUUUUCAAAACUCUCAUAAAAGGAAAGUAUCCUGACGUACAAUGGGAUACUGCAAAUACACAACCAUUCAGGAGCAUUCCAGAAAAUGUGGGCACACCCCACAAUUCUGAUGUUGAUCCAACCAUGAAAUGGUGCCUCUUCAAAGCAGCAGAAGUUCAAGCGCAUACUGUGCAGGAAUAUUGGAGAAGCCAAUAUCCCGAUGCUAAUAUACCUUCAUUAUGA
Messenger RNA from Saccharomyces mikatae IFO 1815, 297 nucleotides. RefSeq lists its product as uncharacterized. The transcript has a single exon. Lineage: Eukaryota; Fungi; Ascomycota; Saccharomycetes; Saccharomycetales; Saccharomycetaceae. The record is from RefSeq and is a predicted model, not a curated record. The coding region runs from base 1 to 297 and encodes 98 amino acids.